Molecule: messenger RNA, 213 nt
Organism: Penicillium bovifimosum
Lineage: Eukaryota; Fungi; Ascomycota; Eurotiomycetes; Eurotiales; Aspergillaceae
Exons: 2
Coding region: 1-213 (70 amino acids)
Source: RefSeq, a predicted model, not a curated record
AUGCCUCAGUACAAGGAAGGAGACAAGGUCAACUACAAACCCGUCGGAGGCCCAAAUUCCAGGACCAGCUCAAGUGUCGGAGUCAUCCGGGAAACCAUGGCUGGAGGCGGCCGUAGCGCAUCUGACGACGAGCAACGCUACAAAAUCGAGAACUUGCAUACUCACAAGAGCUCGAACAUCAAGGAAAGCAACAUUGAGGGACCUGCGGAGUAA